This is a messenger RNA of Myotis myotis, 1259 nucleotides long. It is a transcript of the gene CD9, whose product is annotated as CD9 molecule. Gene Ontology annotation, cellular component: membrane. Lineage: Eukaryota; Metazoa; Chordata; Mammalia; Chiroptera; Vespertilionidae. The transcript is spliced from 8 exons. The record is from RefSeq and is a predicted model, not a curated record. Bases 118 to 798 code for a protein of 226 amino acids.
UGCAGCCCGGAGGCCAGCCCGCAGCCGCCAGCUCUUCGCUCCGGACCUGGUCCUGCUCGUUCCGGCCGCGCGCCCCCGUCCCAGACCAGUGCAGCCCAGGCCCGUGCAGCCCUCGCCAUGCCGGUCAAAGGAGGCACCAAGUGCAUCAAAUACCUGCUCUUCGGCUUUAAUUUCGUCUUCUGGCUUGCUGGGAUUGCAGUCCUUGCCAUUGGACUAUGGCUCCGAUUCGACUCUCAGACGAAGAGCAUCUUCGAUCAAGAAAAUAGUCAUUCCAGCUUCUACACAGGAGUUUAUAUUCUGAUUGGAGCCGGCGCCCUCAUGAUGCUGGUGGGUUUCCUGGGCUGCUGUGGGGCUGUGCAAGAGUCCCAGUGCAUGCUGGGAUUGUUCUUUAUGUUCCUCUUGGUGAUAUUUGCCCUUGAAAUAGCUGCGGCCGUCUGGGGAUAUUCGCACAAAGAUGAGGUGAUUAAGGAACUCCAGGAAUUUUACACGGACACCUACCACAAGCUGAGAAACAAGGACGAGCCCCAGCGGGAAACGCUGAAAGCCAUCCACUAUGCGUUGGAUUGCUGUGGUAUAGUAGGGGGAGUGGAACAAUUCAUCUCGGACAUCUGCCCCAAAACGGAUAUACUCACAAGCAUCACAGUGAAGCCCUGCCCUGAGGCCAUCAAAGAGGUCUUCCACAACAAGUUCCACAUCAUUGGCGCCGUGGGCAUCGGGAUCGCCGUGGUGAUGAUCUUUGGCAUGAUCUUCAGUAUGAUCCUGUGCUGUGCUAUCCGCAGAAGCCGAGAGAUGGUCUAGAGUCAGCGUGCGCUCCUGAGCAGGAAAGUUUACCCCUGAAGAUCGUUGGUUAUUUUCCUGGGGUUUUAUUUUUGUUGUUAUAGUUUUGUUGUUGUUGUUGUUUCUUUUUUUUUUUUCUUUUUUGCCACUAACUUUUAGUAUUCAUUCUGCAUUUAUAAACAAGGAAAAAAGUUAUUCUAUGUUUAUCUUUUUUAAUGCUUUAUUCAUACGGAUAGUUGAGAGAUUGAGGGACUUGUUUUGCUUUGGUUUAUAAUUUUUGGUUUGUUUUUGCUUAUUAUGUUAGGCAGAAAUCCUGCAAUGAAAGGUACUAUAUUUGCUAGACUCUAGAGAAAAGAUAUUGUACAUAAAGAGAUUUUUUUUUUCUUUAAAUAGAUUUAAAAAAAUGUCUAUCAAAUUUAAUCAGAUUGUAACUUAUGUUGAAGACAAUUUGAUACAUAAUAAAAGAUUAUGACAAUAUCCUG